Messenger RNA from Alternaria ventricosa, 603 nucleotides. RefSeq lists its product as uncharacterized. The record is from RefSeq and is a predicted model, not a curated record. The transcript has 4 exons. The coding region runs from base 1 to 603 and encodes 200 amino acids. Lineage: Eukaryota; Fungi; Ascomycota; Dothideomycetes; Pleosporales; Pleosporaceae.
AUGGAUGUCGAUAGCGUCAUGAGAUAUCUUGGUGUCUUCGAGGACAAGACCACCAAGAACCAGCGCGAUUCACCUCUACUUCGUCUCCCCGCCGAACUCCGCAAUAAGAUCUACGACUACGUGUGCUCAGAUACUCAACUUCUUGACGAGUUUUUCAUUGAGGCGUUCGAUGCGCCCGAGCUGAAGGCCGUGGAAUGCACUCACGUAGCCAUCCUCGUCGACACGACCGACGUCACCAAACUCACAUCACCCACACACGCCCCAGUGCAACAAGACCUCUCAUACCCGUUCCUAGGCUGGAACCUGGACGAUCUCGUCAAGUUCGCGUGGCAAUUCGACGGCGCCGAGCAUGGCAUCGUAGGCACGGAGUUCGUCAUAAUGGAUGAGCAGACACUCGAGGACAAAACCGUGAUUCUUGUGACGCCAUCCGAGGGCUACGACAGUGUACAGACAGCGCCUAGACUGACUGCACGAUCGGACUUUCGCUCUAGCCUAAUUACGCUGAACGUCAAGAGUAUGGGAGUUGGUGGUGAUGAGCCAUGGGAGGAAGCGGCGGAGCAGGGUGGACGGGUGAUUAGACUGUAUGACGAAAAGAGUGUAUAG